CAGACGUGCGAUCGCAGCAGAAGCACCGGGCACACUAAUAUGACUGCGGACGCAACAGCGACGGUCGCUGUCGCGGAGCCGGGCGGUGCAAAGACCGCCGACGGCAUGCACCAUGCACCUGCGCUGGAUGCUCUUGACCUGCUUGCAGCCAAACGACAGCGUACCAAAUCAUCUCAAUACCUUGAAGCGGAGGGUAUCGUCGCGGGUGGCAACAACCCCAAAUCUCAGGACACGAAUUCACCGGCGCAGUCGAAUGCUUUCCCACAGCUCGAGCUCGGCCCGGGUUUUAUGGAGCCGCUGCUACCAUGCCCGUUUGGAGAGUCCAUGGCUUCCUACUUUGGCCGCCUGCGUGCCGCCACCUGCCCGGGAGGCCCGGCGCCGCUGCCGCCUCAGGCGGGCGUGAGGACCGACCUGGACGAGGAUGGGGUGUACCUGCACAAGCGCCCCAUCCGCGGCCCCAACGGCGGCCCCAGCCCACUGGCUGUGUGCGGCAGUGUGUUGCACCACGUGCUGGUCUACGUCAAGCAGGGCGAGGAGGUGCACUGCCUGGACUACGGCCCCGCCAACGGCGCCGACGUCACCGCCAACGUGUUCGAGGCCGCGCCUGCCAAGCGCGUGUGGAGCCGCAGCACCACGGAGGCGGUGGCAGCCGAGGCAGCGGCGGAGGCGGAGGCGGUGACAGCACCAGCUGGUGCAGCUGGUGGUGCUGGUGGCGGUGGCAGCAGCAGGCUACCGUACCUGUAUCUGGGCCCGGCGGCGCGGCCGGUGCCCGACCCGCUGGUGCAAGAGUUCCUGGUCUGGGCCGAGUCGCGGCCCUACCACGCCGUCACCAACAACUGCAUCCACUUCGCAGACGUGCUGCUGCGCCUACUGACCACACCACCACCACCAGCAACACCAGCGCCAGCAUCGCCAGCAGCGCCUCAGGCGCAGUCUCAGGCGCAGGCGCCUCAGGCGCAGCCGUCUCAGGCGCAGCCGUCUCAGGCGCACACGCACCUGGGGCUGUACCCGGGGGUGCGGGGCGGCCCGCUGUUGUACGACAUCGCGCCAGGGGGCGGCGGGGCGGUGCCGGCGGUUGACAGCCCCAUGCUGGUCAUGAUGCAGAUGUUGAUGCGGAUGAGCUGGUUCACGGUGGUGGACGGGAGCCCUCUGGCCGCCGCAUUCGCCCAGCACCACAAGCAGCUGCUGGCGCAGGCGCAGGUGCAGGUGCAGAGCGAGCAGCAGGAGAAGCUGCAGAGCCAGGAGCGGGAGCAGGCAGGGGAGCAGGCAGGGGAGCACGCGGGGGAGCACGCGGGGGAGCAGGCAAGGGAGGCUCGCCACCUGGCCACAGAGUCGCGGUCGGGGCCGCAGGAGGCGGGGCCGCAGACGGAGGAGGCGGAGCAGGAGCAAGACAACAACAACGCGGACAGAACACCGGAGCAACCGGGCGGCGUGGAGGCGGCGGCUGCACCGCCCGCGCCAACAGCGGCCGCGGCAGGGGCAGUGGCACCGGUAGGGGCUGCAGGAGCGCAGGCGGCAGCGGCGGUGGUGGCUUCGGUUGCAGACGCCGCUUCGCUUGCUAGCGCAGCGGUGACAACAGCUGCAGCGAUUGCGGCUGAGGCGGAGUGGCAUGGGGUGCAAGCGGAGGAGCAGGAGGAGGAGGAGGAGGAGGGGCAGGCGCAUGAGGGGGAGGAGAAUGACCACGCGGCGGCAGUGGCGGCAGUGGUGGCGGCAGUGGCAGCAGCAGUGGGCGAACAGCAGGCAGCCAGCAGUGCGACGGCGGCGGUGCAGGACGCAGACAUGGCAGAGGUGGAGACAGAGGCGGAGGCGAAUGCAACAGGUGCCGAGGCCUGCGGCGCGGGCAGCCCCGGGGCCGGCGCCGCCGCCGGCAGCGGAGGCGGGGCGGCGGCAGCGGCUGCUGCAUAUUGUGAUGACAGCACCCCGCGGCAGCGGCACCGGCAGCACCAGCAGCAGGGCCAGCUGCUGCAGGUGGGGUCGGCGGGUCGGCUCCGCAAGCUCAGCGGCGGCCGCAAGGCGAAGGAGCCGGUGCGGGUGCGGCCGUGGUCGGCGGCGCGGCGGCAGCAGCAGGGUAGCGGUGGGGGCAGUGGCAGCGAUGGCGGCGGCAGCCCUAGCAGCCCGUCGUCGGCGUCACAGCAGUGAGCGGUUUACUGCUGCUGGGGCGCCACAGAAUGGCCACCACCACCUCCCAGGCAGUCCGGGUGCUGUAGCAGCGGGCAGGGCCCCUACUUUGUGGCAGUGCUCGCGCCAGCGGGGGCACCUGUGCAGGCUGCGUGCGUCUUCGAUGUCACGGUACCGCGCGCUUGCACUGAACGCGCCGCAGCCAGCUUCCUCGCCGGACCACACGGUAGUCGGUGCAGGAGCCGUACCGUAGCCUGGAUAUGAUAGCAAUGCCUUCUGAGUGCGCCGGAUGCCACAUCUACAUGUGUGAGGACUGUGAGGACUGUGAGCAAGAUGUAUGCACAUUAUAGGCGAUGGGAGAGGCGCUGACAGAUAUUAUGUAUGCUGCGAGGAGCGCGCGUGCAGCGAGGGAGUGCGGGAGUGAGCGGCAUUGCGUAUGUAUGUCCACGGGGCCAUGUUAGUUGCCGGCGUUGCUUUCCACACGUACAUGCGCGUGGAGCUUAGAAGCAGCAGCCUGCUGCGGCUGAGUAGUACUUGCGCCAUGUUGAAAUGCACGCGGAAUGCCCCCCUCGGGGGCCGUGCACCCAACGGAUGGUGUCCGUAAAGAAUCACGAGUAAUGGUCGGCACGCGGAAUGCCCCCCUGCAGGGGCCGUGCACCCAACGGAUGGUGUCCGUAAAGAAUCACGAGUAAUGGUCGGCCCAUACCCAUGGCUCGGUGUCUUCGGGUGCUGGGACUGUCCCCUCUGUAACAUCCGCAUUCA
This is a messenger RNA of Chlamydomonas reinhardtii, 2880 nucleotides long. RefSeq lists its product as uncharacterized. The transcript has 6 exons. NCBI's taxonomy places the organism in Eukaryota, Viridiplantae, Chlorophyta, Chlorophyceae, Chlamydomonadales, Chlamydomonadaceae. Bases 40 to 2139 code for a protein of 699 amino acids. The record is from RefSeq and is a predicted model, not a curated record.